This is a messenger RNA of Plasmodium coatneyi, 4473 nucleotides long. RefSeq lists its product as uncharacterized. The record is from RefSeq and is a predicted model, not a curated record. Gene Ontology annotation, cellular component: membrane. Bases 1 to 4473 code for a protein of 1490 amino acids. The transcript has 3 exons. Gene Ontology annotation, molecular function: palmitoyl-(protein) hydrolase activity. NCBI's taxonomy places the organism in Eukaryota, Apicomplexa, Aconoidasida, Haemosporida, Plasmodiidae.
AUGAUUUGCAAAAAAUUGUUUAAAAGUUUUAAAAAAAAUAGCUCCCUCAUCGUCUUCUUCGUAACGUUACUUUAUUUUUUUUACACGUAUGUGUCUUUGUUUUUGUUUGUUUUCAACAAUGCCUUGUUCUACCUCUUUUUGAACAUCACCCUGUUUUAUCUAUGUUUCCAUUUUGUGGUGAGGGCCCUGACGUACCCGGGGAGUCUCUUCAUAUACUUCCACAAGACAAAUUACGACAACAGAGUAGAACUAUGUAAGUUUUACAUGAAGGAGUCGGUGAAGCUGUCACUGAUUGUAAGUGACAUUCGAGCAAACGCCAAGGAAGUGAUUCGGCAGGAAAAUUACCCCCGUGGAAAUCUCAAAAUCAAACUACAACAACUCUUCUCAAAUAGCAAUAACAAAGAUAACUACUUUAACUUUUUCAGCGGCCUAUAUAUAUUUUACACGCUCUACAUUAGCUAUUACCUCUACAUAAACUUAGAAGAAAAUGUGGACUUCAGUGACGAGCAGUUACUUUUUUACUACUACUUGAAGCUGUUUAUGAUAAAAAUAAACGAACUGAAGGUGUACAUUCAUCAGGAUGAUAUUAUAUACCCGGAAAUCCUCACAGAAAUAAAAAUUCACAAAGAUUUUAACGAAGCAGUGCACGAGUUCAUACUUAGUAGAAAUCCAACCUACGAGAAAUUCUGCGCGCCAACAACGGAAAGGAGAAGGGACUCCUCUUCUCAGAGGGGAAAAUGGAGGUUCAACAUUUGGAAGCGCAUUUUUAGUAAGAAGGGUGUGCAAGACUGCAGGGCAACGGAGGAAUAUGCAAAAUUGUUGCCAAAACAGGCGAAUGAGAAUAAUUCGAAAAGUGAUAAUGACAAUCGUGACUAUUUAACCCCCUGGAGGAAUCCCCCCCAGGGGGAAGGAAAACCAUGGAACUACUCGGAGGGAAAAGGAGGUAUUUCUUCGAAGGACGUCCCCCCCAAGUAUAUCGACAUAAAUAUAUUGAGUCUGUUCUACCAUGAGAAUUACGAAAAAUCAAUAACACAUGCUAAUUAUAGGGACUUUUUUAUGAUCAUAAAUGGGGAGGAUUUCCUCAAACUGCUAGACGAUCUGACACACUUUUUAAACAAACUGGGGGAACUUUUCAAAGUGAACGCACAAAGAGAAAGCAUGGAUUUGAGAAAUAUCACAAAGUAUAUUAAUAGCUAUGUAAAAAAACACAUAGCAGGAACAAUGGAUUUAUUCAAAUAUGAACUGAUUUUUAAAUACUACGGGAAGCAGGAGUACUUGCUAGUUAAUGGUGCCAAAAUAGAUUGCAUGUUCAUACCAUGUAAGAGGUUUCUAAAUGAUAAGAUACAAUCAUAUAUUGACUUGAAGAAGGGGGCAGAAAAGAACCAUCCGUCGAAUGCACCGACGAAUGCACCAACGAAUACACCAACAAGUGCACCAAUGAGUGCACCCACGAAUAGGCACGUCUAUUUAAACGCCUUCAACAACGACUUUUACAAUUACAUAUAUCAAGACGAUUAUUUGUGCGACAUACCCGUGGUGCUUUACUUCAACCCCAAUGCCGCAUACUACGAACUAAAUGCCUGCUAUUCUGGGUCACUGAAAUUUUACCUAGAAAAUAAUGUGAACGUUUUUGUGUACAAUUAUCGAGGGUAUAGCAAAUCCAGUGGUUAUCCAAAUUUGAAUAGAAACAAUUUGGACGCUUUAAAAAUUGCACAGUAUCUUCUAUCCAGGAAGGUGAAACAUUUAGGGCUACAUGGAACAUCCAUUGGAGGUCCUCUCUGCUCCUACGUGUCUUACCAUCUUUGCAAUUUUAACCAAAAAAAUAAUAACAUGGAAUAUAUGGACAAAUUGUACAAAAAUGAAAUUCGCAUAAAGAUCACCUGCAAGCAGAUAAACAAAACGGUAAAAUUGAUGAGUAGGAGGAAGGACAAAAUUUUAAAUAUCCUCCUCAUACCGAUUAAAUAUAUAAUUUUGCUGCUCCAGUUUAUUGUGCUGUGCAAGUUGAAAAUUUCCAACAUGAGGAUUAGGAGGCGGAUCAACCUAAGCACGGCCGAUAGUCGCGGUGGCCACGCUAGCAGGAAUAGCAACAAUCUCGACAAUCGUAACGGUAUCGAUGAGGGGGUUGUUACUGCACGCACCGAUAAUACGAGGAUAUCCUUCGUGUGCAUUGAUAAGUCCUUCUACAAUUUCGAGGAAGUGGCCAAGUACAUGGUGGGCGAGUACGCCUACAACAUCCUUCAAUUCACGUCCUACAAAAUGGACAUCACGAAAUAUUACCUCAAUUCAAAUGUCCCAAAAAUUCUGAUUUACGAUAACAAUGAUGAGAUAAUUCACUACAUGUCGAGUGUCGUUACAGGGGUGUCGAAGGAAAUUUCGAAAUUGUACAAAAGUGGGGACGCCAAGGGGGGAUCCCCAACCGUUGGGGAAUGUAGCCAAAUUUUGCUACCCUUGGUGGGGGGCACUUGUAAUGAAGGCGCACAUAUGCCACAAACAAAGAUGUAUUCCGAUUUGUACGGGAAGAAAAGGGGCCUGCACGAGUUUCCCCUUAAUGGAAGUAUUCUGAGCCCCCCGAAUGAGAAGCCCCCCUUUGUCGCUCAGCUAAUCAUAGACGAAAGUGUGGACAAAUGUUGGUUCGAAAAUAAAGUGAAAAACAUCGACAUAGGUUUAUUUCUUCAAAGCUGGAAGGUGAUAAACGAUUGCAUUUUAUUUCUUAACAAAUCUUCCACAACGAACAACUCGUUCAUUUCGAUAGGGCUCGAAACGUAUAAGUCUAUCAUGUCCUUGUACAAUUCGAAAGAAAACAAUUUGGAGAAGCAAACGCACAAUGCUAUCUAUUGUAUUUAUAAUGACAACAUGAGUUUUAUGGAUACGUUUAAAAAGGUAAAUCCUAAUUACGACGAUUUUGGGAUGGAAGAAAGUACGGGCAAAGAUAGCAGCCAUGUGAAGAAGCCAAAUGUGUGCGAUAUGCUGCGCGAAAAUGAAGACUUCAAAUUCGAAAUGGAAAAACUGAACAAAAUGUUAAAAGAUUUGUACAUGUCUAAAAGGAAGGAAGUGGAAAAGGUACACUUCACUUAUAGAGGAUUUUUCCUCAAAAAUGACUACCUCUAUAAUUAUAUAAACACGAAAAAUAAAAACAAAGAGGAACCUGCUUUUAACAUAGAGGAGGUGGACAUCAUAAACUUCCUAAACCAAUUUAGUGAUUCCUUAACAGAAAUUUCAGAUGCGAUAAAUUGCAAUUUGAAUUCCUGUGGACAAUUAUUAACAGAAUUGAAUGAAGUUCCAGAAAAUGAAAAAAUAAAUUUUUUCAAAUCUUUCAUUUUUAGAAUGAAGGUAUAUGGUUCCUACCCCUCUCAGUGUUUUAUUUCGUCUGAUGAGGAACAAUAUUCUAAUUCCAUCUAUCAGCUUCCGUUUAUUUUAUCUGAGUGUUGCAUCCAAGGGGGGUUGGAUCCUCACGGAAAGGUCAGAAAAUGCUCCUACGAUUUGAACCAUACCCGAGAUGAUGAACUGCUCUUCGAUGGGGAGUACCCUAACAGCGACUUGGAGGAUGCAUAUUUCAUGCAUAGUGACUCAGAAAAAAGGACAACCAAAGUUAAAGGGGAGCGAAGCAAAGACACGUUUCACUACAAUCACAGUUUUGCAGGGGACUACAACUGUACUACUAGUAGUAGUAGUGUGCUUUCCCCCUACGUGGUGAUAAAAAGGUCCAUGUUUUUGCACGACUUGGUUGUAUGCUUGAAUUGGUUUAAGGGGGGUACAUCCGUUGGUUCUCCUUCGGGUUGUGCGCCAUCUACCCCCGCAGGCGUUUUUUACCAACUGGAUGAUGAUACCUACUUAGUGAACCCUACACAGUUGCUGCUCACCCUGAAGGCGAAAAACCAGAAAUGGCAAAAUGGACAGAAAAAUAACACGACGCGCCUAAGCAGUGGAAACUUCCUGGACUUAUUUUCCAACGAUAUUGGAGUGGACAUAAACAAUGCGGAUUUUUCGAAAGAGCUAGAAAAGUACGUAAGCUGGAUGCGCCUAAACAACAGAAUGAGCUUAUGCAAAAUAUUGCUUUCCCUAAAAAGUGAAUUGCGAAAAAUGAAAAGCUACUCAGAAAGCUUAAUUGAUGAAUAUAGCACCAUUAACCAAAGCACGAACAUUCACUUUAUCAUUUUCCUAAUCUAUCGAAUACUAAUUUUUAAGAAGCUUCUAACGCACACUUAUAUAAUAUAUACCUUUUGGGAACGUCUGAGUACAUCCUUGGAUGUGAACUUGAAUGAUGUGGAGGAGGUUGGAAGGGAUGUUGACCUCCUAACUUUGGAACCCAUAUCUCAUUUUGACGUUUUCUACAGGGGUGCCUAUAAAGUCUACUCCCCCAAAAUUUUGGGAUGCCCCCUGCUGGUAAACUGCGGACAUAACGGCACGCUAACCAAGGAGGAUCUAAACUUUUUCAGCACAUGCUUGAAUUUCUACCUCAAGGAGUAUACAUGA